AUGCUGUUACUUCGAUUGGUUCUUUCUACGGUGAUAUUGCUCACAGGAACGAGAGCUCAGGAUGUAAAUGUCGAUGAUUAUACAGAUAAUAAUAACAAUAAUAAUGCCACUGCAGUAGACGAUAAUACGCAGGCUACUAAUCCUGUCACAAGUGAAAGUACUUAUCAACAGACGACUUCUGCCAAUGCAGGUGAUCCUCUCGUAAGUAAUACAGCAUCAGCCCCCGCAACCGACGUUGAUACACUUCAAUCUCCUAGCUCUUCAUUGACUGCUCUGACAUCAAUUUCUUCUCUGGUUGUGGCCCCAUUGUCUUCUACUUCAUCCUCAUCCGUAAUAUCGUCACUACCAUCCUCAUCUUUGUUGAUCAGUAGUACUUCUUCCUCCGUUCUUCCAUCGUCGUCAAGCAUAUCAUCGACGUAUUUUACUUCAUCUUCCUCCUUAAUUUCUUCAUCAUCGUCAAGUUCAAUUUUACCUUCACUAGUUUCUUCCUCCUCUUCUAUUUUAUCUUCCUCGACUUACUAUGUUAUGUCAUCUUCAAGUGCUUCUUCUUCGAGUUCUACAUCAUCAUCAAGAAGUUUACCAACGACCACCACAUCACGUUCAGUCUCCUCUACAUCAAACUCAUCACAACGACCAUCAUCAUAUACAAAUUCUUCUUCUUCUUCUUCAACGACAUCCUCCUCAUCAUCAUCAUCAUCAUCAUCAUCGUCAAGAUCUUCGAUAACUUCGUCGUCUAUUGGUAUAACCACCAUUGCUUCUGAUAGAAAACGAACAUUGACCAGUGUUGUCGAAGGUAAAACAAUCCUUUCAAAUUAUUACACUACCAUAACGCUUAUGCCAAGUGCCUCAAGCACAGCUAGUGUAAAAAAACAUACAGAUGGAUCUCUUUCGAAGAAAAAUAGAAAUAUCGUCCUUGGUUGUUGUCUAGGGAUAGGUAUUCCAUUGGUGUUGAUUGUUGCAUUAUUUAUUUAUGUUACUUGCAUACGAGCCAAAAAGAUCGAUUUUAUUGAUUCAGACGGGAAAGUCGUUAGCACUUAUAAGAUGAAUAAAUUCAAAUUGUUCUGGUAUUUCCUGAUGGGAAAAAGUGUUAAUAGUAUGGAAAAUACCGAUGACCAUCAUUCUACUAACUUUAAUGAGAAAAAUAUUAAUGAUAGAUCGGCUUCACCCGAUAAUUUUGAUAAUAGCAGUAGUCAACUUUCAAAUAAUAGUUUGGUUGAUUCCCCAUUGAGUAACCAACAAAAUUAUCAAAGUUUCUUUAAUGAAGGUCCAUUUAAUUCAAACGAACAAUAUUAUAAUUUUACUCAUGCUCAAGAAGAAAGUCCAGAUGAUAAUACUGGAUAUGCAUUUAAUGAUAAUUCUACUUUCGGCAGUGCGCAAUAUAGUGCUAGCGGGUCGGAUUCACCAAGAGUCCUAAAUAUCGCUAAUCCAAGUUAA
Molecule: messenger RNA, 1434 nt
Organism: Maudiozyma saulgeensis
Lineage: Eukaryota; Fungi; Ascomycota; Saccharomycetes; Saccharomycetales; Saccharomycetaceae
Source: the annotation of a GenBank genome assembly